AUGGGCCUGGAGUUGGGCAGGAAGCCACCCAAGGUAGAGGUCUCCCUGAAACAGAGGGAGCAGCUGAGUCAUCAGGGGAGCGGUGGCUUGGUGUGCCUCCCAGCAGCGAGGCCCCAGGCAGAACCCAAGCUCUCUACGGAGGCUCCAGUAGCGGCACCGUCAGUGCCAAUGUACACAGUGAGGAGGCUCCCAAAGACCUAUCCUCCUCCACCACCACUCUCCAUGAGGCCCGGAUGGCCAGGGGAUCCUCAACCUGUUCCAACAACCAGCGCACAUGGAAGAGACCCACGGAGCAGAUACGUGGAUGUCCUGGGCCAGGAAUGGAAGAACAGCCCCGUGACUAAAUGUGCUGCGGUCCCCAACUGCCCUGCUCAACGACCCGCGGUCCAGAGCGGACCUGCUGCUGAGCCUUUCAUUGUGAGGGCCAAGACCAGCGGAGAGGGCUGGCUUGGCUUUUGCCGUAAGAAGGGGGCACUCCUGCCAGAGGAUUCCUCAAAAUCUAUUGUCUGGGAUCCUAUGCUCAACAGGUGGGUGGAUAUGAGCGUACCACAGGAGGAGAGCAAGCCUCUACCACGUCCCUCACCAAUUGGGAUGCACCCCACUCCACCAAUAGGGAACACAGGCUAUCUGGGGGACUCUGGCAGUCUUCCAAAGGGUAUAAAUAUUCCAGCAGCAGGUCUGUGGAGUGACCCUAACCCCCAGUUGAACCCGGAUGGGAACAUAACUGAGGCCCUCAGCCUGAGUGGCAAACCCGGACCACAGCUGUUCGUUACAGACAUGUAUGCUCUGAUGGCACCGAUGGAAGUUCCAUCUGACGAUUCAGAGAAUUCAGCGUGGUGGAAUGGGAACCUUUCCUAAAAUGCCAUGCCCAAUUGCCAACCUAAUUCAAGAAUGAUCUAUCAGCUACCAAGCAUGAGAACCAAAACGGCAGUUUUAAUAAAUAAGUAGUAGUA
Molecule: messenger RNA, 953 nt
Organism: Salmo salar (Atlantic salmon)
Lineage: Eukaryota; Metazoa; Chordata; Actinopteri; Salmoniformes; Salmonidae
Source: RefSeq, a predicted model, not a curated record